Messenger RNA from Auxenochlorella protothecoides, 975 nucleotides. RefSeq lists its product as hypothetical. The record is from RefSeq and is a predicted model, not a curated record. Gene Ontology annotation, molecular function: glycosyltransferase activity. NCBI's taxonomy places the organism in Eukaryota, Viridiplantae, Chlorophyta, Trebouxiophyceae, Chlorellales, Chlorellaceae. The transcript has 8 exons. The coding region runs from base 1 to 975 and encodes 324 amino acids.
AUGGAGAACCCCGCCGCCGACUCCGGGAUCCCGGGGCUGGUGGCCCCCUCAGGGUCUGACAAGUACCAUGUCCUGGUGACGAUGAACGGCGGGAUCUACGUCACAUGGCAGAGCCGCGUGUGCUACUACUGGUACAAGCGCAUGAAGGCGCUGUACCCGGACAGCGCUAUGGGUGGCUUCACCCGCAUCAUCCACGGUGGCGUCGCCGAUGAGUACAUGGAGGAGAUCCCCUCUGUCGUCGUGGACCCCAUGCCAGAGGACAUCGCCAAGCUGGCACAGGGCUACGUGGUGCUGGAACGUCCCCUGGCUUUCCAGCAGUGGGUGCGGCGCUACGCCGCCCAGAUCCCGGAGCCCUACAUCCUCAUGUCCGAGCCAGACCAUGUCUUCGUGCUGCCGCCCCCGCUCUGGGCGACGCCCACCAGCAUCAUCAACAAGUUCAACCCCAAGAACGUCCCCAUCGACCAGUUUGAGCCCAUCGGGAACUCGCCGGUCAUGAUCCACAAGGACCAGUUUGCGUCCAUUGUGGACCUGUGGGUGAACACGAGCCUGGCCAUCAAGGCAGACCACGAGGCCGACAAGGAGUUUGGCUGGGUCCAGGAGAUGUAUGCAUACAGCAUCGCUUCGGCCACGGCGGAUGGAGGGCCCAUCCGCUACGAUCUGCACAAGGAGCUCAUGAUUCAGCCCCCCUGGGACGACCGGCUCUCCUUUGAGGAUGGCACGCACAUAUACAUCAUCCACUUCACCUAUGGCAACGAUUUCUCGGAAAAGGGGGCGUUCACCCCCGGGAAGAUCGGGGCCUGGCACUUUGACAAGCGCGACUAUAUGGCGUAUUAUCCGCCCUCAGACUUCCCACAGCCACCCAAGGGCUGCAACAACACGGCCGUCAGGCGGCUCAUCUCUAGCAUCGGCGAGGCGGCGAGGAGUCUGCCGGACUGGGACUCGAAGACGGCAAAGGUCGAAGUCACGGAUGCCUGA